Molecule: messenger RNA, 1906 nt
Organism: Orbicella faveolata
Lineage: Eukaryota; Metazoa; Cnidaria; Anthozoa; Scleractinia; Merulinidae
Product: steroid 17-alpha-hydroxylase/17,20 lyase pseudogene
Source: RefSeq, a predicted model, not a curated record
AUGCAACAGAUUUAAUUACUGCAAACAAUAGCCAUGACCAAGCUCAGUGCAAAACGGUCUCAAGCGCGAACUCGCUACAACCAUGAUUGAAGAAUUAGCAUGGAUCAUUUUGACGGUUAUUCUGGUGACACUGGUCAUCAAUCACUUCACUGCAAACAGAAAUCUACCUCCAGGGCCGUUUCCUUUCCCAAUCAUUGGAAAUGCGCAUAAAUUGGCUGCCGAUUCACGCCAUGUUGACCUCAUGAAAUUAGAAAAACAAUAUGGCAAAGUGUUUCGUCUGUAUCUUGGCAGUAAGCUCGUGGUAGUAGUUAGUGGUGGAAACGCUCUCAAGGAGGUCCUCGUUACAAAAUCUGCCGAGUUUGCCGGACGUCCGAGUAUCUACACCGCCCAAGUUUACUCAAAGGGAAAGGCAAUCGGACUAGCAGAUUAUUCUCCGGAGUGGAAGCUUCAUCGCAAGGUUGCUCUCUCUGCGCUCAAGACAUACAGUAACGUCAAGCUUAAGCGAGGAACUGUCAUUAAUGAUGAAUUUGACCUGCUCUUGAAGCGAGUCCGCUCCAGAAAUGGACAACCACACGACAUCACUAAAGAGAUUCGACUGGCCGUGAUGAAUGUGAUUUGUGCUUUGGUGUUUGGCUCGAGAUACGAGCUGGAUGAUCCCGAGUUUACGAAGUUUAUGGAAAUCACCAACACAGUAGCGAGUGUGAUCGCGGCGGGAAGUGUUGUGGACGUGUUUCCAUGGCUGUGGUUUAUUCCCUUCAAGUCUAUUGAGAAGCUAAAAAAGAAAUGCCGAGAACGAGACGAGCUGGUUGGCAGAAUUUGUCGAGAACAUGUGAAGGCGAAUAGAAUUGAUAAUCCUCAAGAUCUGACAGACGCGCUGUUGAAGGCAAAGAAAGAAGCCGAGGAUGAGGAUUCAUCUGUCAGGGAGUUCCUGACAGACGAGAAUCUCAUCAUGACCAUGGCUGAGGUCUUUAUGGCCGGAUUGGAAACCACUGCCAGCACCCUGUGUUGGGCAUUAUUGUACCUGAUUCACAACCCAGAAGUCCAGCAGAUGUUGCAUCAAGAGUUAGAUCAAGUCACUGGUCCAGAACGGUUGCCAGAAUUGGAGGAUAAGAAGAAUCUGCCAUAUUUGGAAGCCACCAUAACUGAGACCCUUCGUCUCUCGUCUCUUGUCCCUCUGUCGGUUCCUCAUAAAACGACCGUGGACACCACUCUGCAGGGAUAUGCUAUUCCUAAGGGCACCACAAUCCUAAUGAAUCUAUGGUCCCUCCACCACGACCCAGAGAUUUGGGAUGACCCGGACGCCUUCAGGCCUGAAAGAUUCCUGGACGAGGAAGGUAAUUUUGUGCCUCCAAAAGCUGACCGUUUCCUUCCGUUCUCGGCUGGACGUCGAGUUUGCUUGGGGGAGUCUUUGGCACGGCUUGAGCUCUUCCUGGUGUUGGCACGCUUGCUGCACAGCUUCAAGUUCGAGAAUCCACCAGGCUGCGAUCUUCCAACUUUGAAACCCAUCAAUGGAAUUGUUUCGAUGCCUCAGUCGUUCAGCGUCUGUGCCCUCAACAGACAUGCCGUUUAACAUUCCGUAUCAACAUUAUCUUAUUUGUUUUUUCCUAUCGUAUAGAGUCAGACUACACCGAGCCCGAGGGGGAUGCUCCCUUAUAUGGGCUAUAUAGGUAUCUGUGGCUGCAAAGGGUAUGGUUUUUCAGCAAUUUUGGUCAUAAUUGGGGUAUCGAUGUUAGCUAUUUUGGUCAGAUGUAGGGUAUGAGUUUUGCACUCUAGUCUUGAAUUGGAUAUCUUUUCUAGUAGUCCCCUUCGUAGCCGUUAUUAGGGUCGUCACGCAACGCUUCUGCGUCACGCAACGCGUUACGUGAUGAACCUAAUAACGGCUGCGAAGGAGACUACUUUUUUUUAG